Spinacia oleracea (spinach) is the source of this 3595-nucleotide messenger RNA. RefSeq names its product calmodulin-binding transcription activator 4. Lineage: Eukaryota; Viridiplantae; Streptophyta; Magnoliopsida; Caryophyllales; Amaranthaceae. The record is from RefSeq and is a predicted model, not a curated record. Gene Ontology annotation, biological process: regulation of transcription by RNA polymerase II. The transcript is spliced from 13 exons. Gene Ontology annotation, molecular function: protein binding; double-stranded DNA binding; transcription coregulator activity. Bases 328 to 3234 code for a protein of 968 amino acids. Gene Ontology annotation, cellular component: nucleus.
UGCUCACUCUCUAUCAUCAGUCAUCACUUUACAUUUUCUUUCUUCCCUCCCAUCCUCGAAAUUUCUCACAAACUCUGCUCACUUCUCAGUUCUCACCCAACAACUCUUCCGUACCAGUCAUUCUCUCUGUCUCUCUUCAACAAUUUCUCUCUCCUAUUUUCCAUUUCACUGAUUUCUGUUCAUCUUACAAACCUGAAAGAUCUUCAAUUUGAGUCAACGGGAUUUCAAUUUUUAUCCAGUUUCCCCAAAAUUUUGUCGAUUUUUUGAAUGAAAAAGACACAAUUAUCUUUUGAUUUUGUCUUGAUCACUCGCGGUUGAUCCACAGUUAUGCAGUCUGGAUUUGAUACAAAUGAACUGCUACGAGCUGCUCAGACUCGUUGGCUAAAACCUGCGGAAGUGCUUUUCAUUUUACAGAAUCAUGAAAACUACAAGAUAACCCAGGAGGCUCCUCAAAAGCCACCGAGUGGUUCUUUAUUUCUUUUCAACAAGAGGGUUCUUAGAUUUUUCCGGAAAGAUGGCCAUAGUUGGCGGAAAAAAAAGGAUGGCAGAACUGUUGGGGAAGCACAUGAACGUCUCAAGGUUGGAAAUUCUGAAGCUUUGAAUUGCUAUUAUGCACAUGGAGAGGAGACUCCGAAUUUUCAGAGGCGUAGUUACUGGAUGUUGGAUAGGGUGCAUGAGCACAUUGUUCUUGUUCAUUACAGAGAUAUCACAGAGGGGAAGCUAAGUUCUGGAUCCAUUACAGACUUGUCACCGGGAACAUCUUCUAUAAUAAGUCAGAGCCCAAGUACAUACACUAUGCAAAAUCCAGGAUCGUCUUGUUUGAGUGACUUUCGUGAAUCAUACCAGAGUUACCCAAGCCCUGGAUCCAUAGAAGUUAGCUCAGAUGCAAUAAUGGGGAAAGGGAUUGACUGCUUAAAUGAGUCAAAUACAACUGAAAAUUUGAGUAUGCGGUCUGAGUUUGAUGUUAACCAGGCUCUACGACGUCUAGAAGUGCAAUUGAGCUUGGAUGAUGACUGCCUCAAAGAAUAUGCUCCACUUGAUGAUCAAAACAGGAAUGAAGAUGUGUAUGGAGAGCUGGAUGAUCAGUAUGGAAGUAGAUAUGCCGGAGCGUGGGCUAAUUCAAAUGGUCCUUCACAACAAAAUCAAGGUGGCAGUGAAGUGCAUCACCAUGUUACUUCUGGCAUGGGAAGCGUUCAAAAUGGUGAACCUUUAUUCUGGAAUGAUUUCCUUGAUUUGUCCAAGGGUUUCCCAAAUCAGAAGGCAGAAGGGGACAAAGAAUACAUUGCAGUUGCUAAUGGAAAGGAAGUAUCUUCCUCUGGGAGGCCAGCUGAGCCGGAAAAUCACCCUGAAGAUUAUGGGGGUCAUAUUGCUGGAAAAUGGACUGAAGCAGCCAAGGAUACGGAUACCUUAGUGUAUUCCUCUCAAUUAUAUCCUGCCACCCCAGAGUUGUCCACCAUGUUGCUUGAUCCGAGUCUAGGAAAGUCUCUUGGUACUGAUUUAAGCUUGACAGUCGCGAAGGAACAGAGAUUUUCCAUUCAUGAAAUAUCUCCAGAAUGGGGAUUUACCAAUGAUUCAACAAAGGUCAUUAUUAUUGGAUCUUUUCUGUGUGAUCCGUCAAUGUCUAAGUGGAUGUGCAUGUUUGAUGAUGUUGAAGUUCCACUGCAAGUUGUCCAGAAUGGCGUCCUUUGUUGCCAGGCUCCUCCGCAUUCGUCAGGAAAGGUGACCCUCUGCAUCACUUCUGGGAAUCGAGAGUCCUGCAGUGAGAUUAGAGAGUUUGAGUACCGUGAUAAGCAUAAUACGUGUGUAAAUUGUGAUAAACAUGAAGGGGAAGUAACUAGAAGUACAGAUGAGAUGUUGUUACUCGUCCGAUUGGUGCAACUGCUUUUCUCAAAUUCACAUCUUCAACAAGGAGAAAACAAUGAAUUGGGAGUUGACAAACAAAAGACUGAUGGUGAUAUGUGGGAUCAAGUCAUUGAAGGUCUCUUAGUUGGUGGUGCUACUUCCAGUGACACCCUUGAUUGGCUGUUGCAACAACUUCUGAAAGACAAACUACAGCAAUGGCUUUCCUCCAAAUCCGUGGAAGGAGAAGCAUGCGGUGAUUGUUUCUUGUCGAGAAAGGAACAAGGAAUAAUUCACAUGAUUGCUGGGUUGGGCUAUGAGUGGGCUUUGAACCCGGUUUUGGGAUGUGGAGUGGGCAUAAACUUUCGUGAUAUCAACGGUUGGACUGCCCUGCACUGGGCCGCAAGAUUUGGAAGGGAAAAAAUGGUUGCUGCUCUUAUUGCUUCCGGAGCAUCAGCUGUGGCUUUGACUGAUCCCAGUUCACAUGAUCCUUCUGGCAGAAUUGCAGCAUACAUUGCCGCAGCAAGUGGGCACAAGGGACUUGCUGGUUAUCUCUCUGAACUGGCGCUAACUAGCCACCUCUCGUCCCUCACACUAGCAGAAAGUGAACUCUCCAAAGGCUCUGCUGAUGUGGAGGCUGAAUUAACUGUUUGCCUUUCAAAGGAGAACAUCAACACAACUGAUCAGGAUCAACUUUCGCUAAAACACACCUUGGCAGCAGUUAGAAAUGCAGCUCAGGCUGCUGCACGAAUCCAAUCAGCAUUUCGUGCCCAUUCCUUCAGAAAGAGGCAAUAUAGGGAAGCGACUAGCUCAGAAGUUGCUGCUGAUCUGGAUGACUAUGGUUUCACUAUAAAUGACAUUCAGGGACUUUCUGCUGCAUCGAAAUUGGCGUUUCCCGGUUCGCAUGACCACCAAAAAGCUGCGCUAUCUAUUCAGAAGAACUAUCGGGGCUGGAAAGAUCGUAAAGACUUCCUAACUUUGCGCCAAAAAGUAGUGAAGAUACAGGCUCAUGUGAGAGGUCAUCAAGUUCGAAAGAAGUACAGGGUUAUUUGCUGGGCGGUUGGUAUCCUAGAGAAGGUUGUACUGCGUUGGCGUCGUAAAGGAGCUGGUUUGCGAGGAUUUAGACCUGAGUCAGAUACUGUUGACGAAGACGAAGAUGAUGAUGAUAUUAUCAAGGUCUUUAGGAAAGAAAAGGUCAAUGUUGCUAUUGAUGAUGCUGUCACAAGAGUGCUAUCCAUGGUUGAAUCUCCAGAAGCCCGCCAGCAAUAUCAUCGCAUGCUUGGAAGAAUUGAAGAAGCUAAGGCUGAGUUGCGAGGCCUAACAAGUUCAGGGGCCUCAGAUUCACCAGAUGGUGUUUCCAGCAUGGAUAAUGAUGAUUUCCUCAACAUUUCUUAAAAGUUCUGUGCUGAUCCGCCUUUGUAGAUUGAUUACAUGACUUGUCUAACUCGAGCUUGCUAGAUCGGUUUGGAUCCAGCUUUAGUUUACUCUGAGAUCGUAUAAGAGGUAUAUAUUUUGAAUAGAUAGCAGAUGUAUUUGUGUUCUUUCUUGAAAUUAACUAUUCUAAACCAAAUCUCAAAUCGGAACAGCUAGUGCUACUGUAUACAGAUUUUCAUAAGUUUUUGUCUUUCUUCUUUUCUUUCAAGGAAAUAAGAUGUUCAUAAGUUGAUGUAAAUGUUUGUAUAUAAAUGGUGGGUGUAACAAUAUUCACCUUUAACAUUGGCUAGUGGAACUGAAUUUGCAUAUGGCAUUUUGAUCA